CCCCCUCCUCCUAAUUGGGCCCCCCUCCUCUUAAUGGGGCCCCCUUCCUCUUAAAGGAGCCCCCCUCCUCUUAAUGGGUCCCCCUCCUCCUAAUUGGGCCCCCCUCCUCUUAAUGGGCGGGGGUCCGUCCCACUCCCUAUUUCCCCCCUCCAUAUGGGGAUCCCCUCGGACCGAACCAAUGCAUGUUGCAGGGGGGAGGGGUGGACCACACCAAUGCCCCCGGCGGGGGUGUCUAUCACCCCCUUCUCUCACCUCCACGUGGGGACCCUGGACCGAACCAAUGCAUGUGGCAAGUGGGGGGAGGCGGACCGCACCAACGCACCCAAUGGGCGGGGGUCCGUCCCACGCCCUAUUUCCCACCUCCGUAUGGGGAUCCCCUUGGACCAAACCAAUGCAUGUGACAAGUGGGGGGAGGCGGACCGCACCAACGCACCCAGUGGGCGGGGGUUCAUCCCACUCCCUAUUUCUUCCCUCCUUAUGGGGAUCCCCUCGGACCGAACCAAUGCACUUGGCAGGCGGGGGGACCCCGGCCCGCACCAAUGCCUCCAGCAGGGGGGGUCCAUCCCCUUCCUCUCCCUCUCCCACCUCCACGUGGGGACCCGGGCCCGAACCAACGCCUGUGCCAAGUGGGGGGGGGUGGACCGAACCAACGCCCCCGGCCGGGGGACCCCAGUCUGCACCAACGCCUCCAGCAGGGGGGGGGUCCAUCCCUUUCCUCUCCCUCCCCCACCUCCCCGUGGGGACCCAGGCCCGAACCAACGUGUGUGCCAAGUGGGGGGGGGGGCGGACCGAACCAACACCCCCGGCGGGGGGACCCCAGUCUGCACCAACGCGCCCCGCAGGGGGGUCCAUCCCCUUCCUCUCCCUCCCCCACCUCCCCGUGGGGACCCGGGCCCGAACCAACGCAUGUGCCAAGUGUGGGGGGGGGCGGACCGAACCAACGCCCCCCGGCGGGGGCACCCCUCUCCCCCCUUCUCCCGGCAGGAAGUUCCCGGAGCUCUUCGCCCAGUUCAAGUCUUUCUUCGGCGUCAAGGAGCUGAGCUUCGGGGGCCCCGAGCGGCCCGGCGGCGGCGGCGAGGGCGGCGUGUGCCGCGAGAUUGACUACGCCUCCUGCAAGCGCAUCGGCUCCAGCUACCGGGCCCUGCCCAAGACCUACCAGCAGCCCAAGUGCAGCGGGCGCACGGCCAUCUGCAAGGAGGUGCUCAACGACACCUGGGUCUCCUUCCCCUCCUGGUCCGAGGACUCGACCUUCGUCAGCUCCAAGAAGACGGCCUACGAGGAGCAGCUGCACCGCUGCGAGGACGAGCGCUUCGAGCUGGACGUGGUGCUGGAGACCAACCUGGCCACCAUCCGGGUGCUGGAGAGCGUGCAGAAGAAGCUGAGCCGCAUGGGCCCCGAGGAGCAGGAGCGCUUCCGGCUGGACGACUGCCUGGGGGGCACCUCCGAGGUCAUCCAGCGGCGGGCCGUGCACCGCAUCUACGGCGACAAGGCGCCCGAGGUGCUGGAGAGCCUCAAGCGCAGCCCGCUCUCGGCCCUGCCGGUGGUGCUGAAGAGGCUGAAGGCCAAGGAGGAGGAGUGGCGGGAGGCCCAGCAGGGCUUCAACAAGGUCUGGCGGGAGCAGUACGAGAAGGCCUACCUCAAGUCGCUGGACCACCAGGCCGCCAACUUCAAGCAGAACGACGCCAAGGCCCUGCGCUCCAAGAGCCUCCUCAACGAGAUCGAGAGCGUCUACGACGAG
Molecule: messenger RNA, 1738 nt
Organism: Varanus komodoensis (Komodo dragon)
Lineage: Eukaryota; Metazoa; Chordata; Lepidosauria; Squamata; Varanidae
Product: nascent polypeptide-associated complex subunit alpha, muscle-specific form-like
Exons: 4
Biological process (GO): negative regulation of transcription by RNA polymerase II
Cellular component (GO): chromatin
Molecular function (GO): transcription corepressor activity
Source: RefSeq, a predicted model, not a curated record